AUGCAGUACGUUAUUUUUCAGUCUCCCAAUAGAGGAACUCAGAAGACACAUUCGAGGCAUUCUUCUGAAGGUUUAACUGGUCAUUCUUUGAUAAAAUCUUCUAGAUCUGAUGGCUUGUUCAUGGAAAGAGGAUCUACUGCACCCACCAGAUUAUCAACUUCUGUGUCCUUGAACAGGCAUGGCUUCAUAGAACAAACUUCAGUUUCCAGAGAACUGUUUAUAACCUCUCCUGGACAGUCAAAUGAAAACUCUUCUCCUGGAGAUGCCCCUUCAGAACCCCUAUCUUGGGCAAAAGAGCCAACGAACAGUCCUGCUAAACUUGAGGCAAUGGUAAUUGGGGACAAUGAAGAAAAUUGUGAUGCAGAUAAUGAGUUGCAAACUUUCCCGUAUGAGCUUUUGAAAGUAUCGUCAGGUACAACACUGGCAGGCAUAGAUGUAACAAGACGCGAGGCUUAUUUAUCCACUGAGGAAUUUAAAGUGAAGUUUGGAAUGAACAAGAAGGCAUUUUACAAGUUGCCAAAAUGGAAACAAAACAAGCUAAAGCAGGCUCUCAAUCUAUUCUAAGAGGCUGCUGCUCAGAGGAUGAAGUUUCUAAGAUCUAAUUCUGUGUUUCUCAAGUAUGGAAAGUCUUAACCAGCUCAGAAGAAAUUUCAUGUGAACUACCUGACAUAGAUCUGUUUUCAUCCCUGAUUUAGGCUUCGUUUGGGACUGCUUGCUCAUUGUUUUCUAAAGCAGUUUUUUAAUAUAAAAAUAGAAAAUUUUGUACUAAAAAGCUGCUUUUGAAAAUAUUAAAAAAACUGCUCCAAACGAGCCUUGGAUAGCUGCGACUUAACUAUAUAUUUUCAUCAAAAGUCAGUUGAAGUACUGCAAUAAUAUCUUUUGUUACUACAUUAAAUUCAAGCUGAUUAUCGUGCAAGUCUUGGGCUAAGUUUAGUUCAGAUAAGGAUAAUUACAGUGUGACUGGCUUUCAUCUUUCAUGAGGGAAUUGUGUACUGGAAUGAAUGGCAGAGAAGAAUGCCAAAAGCAAUUCUAUUUCGUUCUUUUA
Dendrobium catenatum is the source of this 1045-nucleotide messenger RNA. RefSeq names its product villin-5. The transcript has 4 exons. Gene Ontology annotation, molecular function: actin binding. Bases 1 to 564 code for a protein of 187 amino acids. NCBI's taxonomy places the organism in Eukaryota, Viridiplantae, Streptophyta, Magnoliopsida, Asparagales, Orchidaceae. The record is from RefSeq and is a predicted model, not a curated record. Gene Ontology annotation, biological process: cytoskeleton organization.